Chrysochloris asiatica (Cape golden mole) is the source of this 2421-nucleotide messenger RNA. It is a transcript of the gene SCYL1, whose product is annotated as SCY1-like 1 (S. cerevisiae). Gene Ontology annotation, biological process: protein phosphorylation. The record is from RefSeq and is a predicted model, not a curated record. Bases 1 to 2421 code for a protein of 806 amino acids. The transcript has 18 exons. Gene Ontology annotation, molecular function: protein kinase activity; ATP binding. Lineage: Eukaryota; Metazoa; Chordata; Mammalia; Afrosoricida; Chrysochloridae.
AUGUGGUUCUUCUCCAGGGACCCGGUCCGGGACUUCCCGUUCGAGCUCAUCCCGGAGCCUCCCGAAGGCAACCCUCCCGGGCCCUGGGCUUUGCACCGCGGCCGCAAGAAGGCCACGGGCAGCCCGGUGUCCAUCUUCGUGUAUGAUGUGAAGCCUGGAGCCGAUGAGCAGACCCAGGUGGCCAAAGCUGCCUUCAAGCGCCUCAAAACCCUCCGGCACCCCAACAUCUUGGCCUACAUCGACGGUCUGGAGACAGAGAAAUGCCUCCACAUAGUGACAGAGGCCGUGACCCCACUGGAAAUGUACCUCAAGGCACAAGUGGAGGCUGGUGGCUUGAAGGAACUGGAGCUCUCCUGGGGGCUCCACCAGAUUGUGAAAGCCCUCAGCUUCUUGGUCAACGACUGCAGUCUCAUUCACAACAACGUGUGCAUGGCAGCUGUGUUUGUGGACCUUGCAGGGGAGUGGAAACUUGGGGGCCUGGACUAUAUGUACUCAGCCCAGGGUGACGGCGGGGGACCCCCUCGUAAGGGGAUCCCUGAGUUUGAGCAGUAUGAUCCCCCGGAGUUGGCUGACAGCGGUGGCAGAGCGAUCGGGGAGAAGUGGUCAGCUGACAUGUGGCGUCUGGGCUGCCUCAUCUGGGAGGUCUUCAAUGGGUCCCUAGUGCGAGCAGCUGCUCUGCGAAACCCUGGUAAGAUCCCCAAAUCGCUGGUGCCUCACUAUUGUGAGUUGGUUGGAGCCAACCCCAAGGUGCGCCCCAACCCAGCCCGCUUCCUGCAGAACUGCCGGGCCCCUGGGGGCUUCAUGAACAACCGCUUCGUGGAGACCAACCUCUUCCUAGAAGAGAUUCAGAUCAAAGAGCCAGCCGAGAAGCAGAAGUUCUUCCAAGACCUAAGCAGGAGCCUGGACUCGUUCCCUGAGGGUUUCUGCCGUCACAAGGUGCUGCCCCAGCUGCUGACUGCAUUUGAGUUUGGUAACGCUGGGGCGGUGAUCCUCACACCCCUCUUCAAGGUGGGCAAGCUCCUGAGUGCCGAGGACUAUCAGCAGAAGAUCAUCCCGGUUGUAGUGAGAAUGUUCUCAUCCACCGACCGGGCCAUGCGCAUCCGCCUCCUUCAGCAGAUGGAGCAGUUCAUCCAAUACCUCGAUGAGCCAACAGUCAACACCCAGAUCUUCCCCCACGUGGUGCACGGUUUCCUGGACACCAAUCCUGCUAUCCGAGAGCAGACCGUCAAGUCCAUGCUGCUUCUGGCUCCAAAACUGAACGAGACCAACCUCAAUGUGGAGCUGAUGAAACACUUCGCGAGGCUGCAGGCCAAGGAUGAGCAGGGCCCCAUCCGCUGCAACACCACAGUCUGCCUGGGCAAGAUCGGCUCCUAUCUCAGCGCCAGCACCAGACACAGGGUCCUCACCUCUGCCUUCAGUCGGGCCACCAAGGACCCAUUUGCUCCGUCCCGGGUGGCGGGUGUCCUGGGCUUCGCUGCCACCCACAACCUCUACUCAAUGAGCGACUGUGCCCACAAGAUCCUGCCUGUGCUCUGCGGCCUCACGGUUGACCCCGAAAAAUCGGUACGGGAUCAGGCCUUCAAGGCCAUUCGGAGUUUCCUGUCCAAACUGGAGUCAGUGUCGGAGGACCCUACUCAGCUGGCGGAAGUGGAGAAGGACGUCCAUGCAGCCUCUAGUCCUGGGAUGGGAGGAGCUGCGGCCAGCUGGGCAGGCUGGGCCGUGACGGGGGUCUCCUCACUCACCUCCAAGCUGAUCCGAGUCAACCCCACGGCUGCCCCUACCGAGACCAAUGCCUCCCAGCGACCCCCGCCUGAGGGCCUGCCAACUCCAGCCCCCAACCCCAGCCCCGCCGCCCCCACCACUACAGGCCACUGGGAGGCACAGGAGGAGGGCAGGGAUGCGGCAGAAGACAGCAGCUCUGCCGACAGAUGGGAUGAUGAAGACUGGGGAAGCUUGGAGCAGGAGGCUGAGUCUGUACUUACCCAGCAGAACGACUGGAGCUCAGGGGGCCAGACGGGUCAGGCUGGACAGGCUGGCAACCCUGACAACAAAUCCCCCGAUUCGGACUGGAAUAACUGGGAGGCUGAGGGCUCAUGGGAGCAGGGCUGGCAGAAGCCAGGCCCCCCAGAACCACCUCCUGAGGGCACAAAGUUGGCCAGCGAGUAUAACUGGGGCGCGCCAGAACCCAGCGACAAAGGAGAUCCCUUUGCUGCCCUCACCUCACGUCGGGAGGCAGGCACCCAGCAAAGGCCGGACUCUUGGGGUGACGACAUCUGGGAUGGCCUGGAUACCGACAAGCAGGCCAAAGCUGAGUUGGCACGGAAGAAACGGGAGGAGCGGCGGAGGGAGAUGGAGGCCAAGCGCGCAGAGAGGAAGGCGGCCAAGGGUCCCAUGAAGCUGGGCGCCCGGAAGUUGGACUGA